This is a messenger RNA of Closterium sp. Naga37s-1, 1911 nucleotides long. The record is from the annotation of a GenBank genome assembly. Lineage: Eukaryota; Viridiplantae; Streptophyta; Zygnematophyceae; Desmidiales; Closteriaceae.
AUGCAUAACUUAAAAUACUACCCGUUUCAAGACUGGGCGUUUGAGGUGAUGAGAUCCGUUCUGCUGGAGACUGAAAUGGCUUCGAAUGCAACCAACUGGCCGCUGCCGGUGCCGCGGCGGGUGCAUGGGAGGGCGAUAGAGGCGGCGGGGGACUUUGGGGAUUUACACCGCGUGGUGGGGGAGAACUUCUAUGUUACCACGCAGUGUUACAGCGAGGCGUUUCCGGGGCGAGUGAUGAACGGCACGCAGCUGACCCUCGUGGAGGCGUCAGGUAUUGUGCCCUGCCUGUUGAGGAGCCGCAUAUUGCGACCCCAGCCUGCUGCAGUUGUGCUCCCCUUCCUGCUGCUACUGUGCUCGCCUGGCUCAUAUGACUUCACCAUUCGUACAGCGGUCACGCCUGAGCGCAGCGCAGAGUUCUUUCAGGAGCUGCAGAAGACAUGGGAGGAGCUCACAGUGACACCCGAGCGCAGCGCAGAGUUCUUUCAAGAGCUGCACAAGACAUGGGAGGAGCUCAGUGACGCAGCAACCGACACGCACACACGGGCCACCGAUGUGCACUUGUACCGGCGGCGAGUGAGGGAGGGCGUGCUGCGGAUGGGGUACUACUGGUAUCAGUUCAUGCCGCUCACCCGCGGGUCGGCAAUGGUCGGCAUUAUUUCUAUUCUCGGCCUCUCCCUGGCUGCUGACAUGGAGACGAUCUCGCUCAUCCCCAAGGAUGUUCAGUUCAUGCCGCUCACCCGCGGGUCGGCGAUGGUCGGCAUUAUCUCCAUUCUUGGCCUCUCCCUGGCCGCUGACAUGGAAACUCUCUCGCUCAUCCCAAAGAACGUUCAGGUGCGCGCUUUGCCUUGGGCUGGAGUGGGAUUGUUGGCAGUGAGUGUUACCCAUGCUCUGCUGCCCCCCCUCUCUCUGGCUGCGGACAUGGAGACGCUCUCACUCAUCCCCAAGACUUUCAGGGGUGACUCUAACGAAGGCGGGCUGGAGGGUGAGGGAAGAAGAGAGGAGGAGAGAGGGGAAAGAGCGAAAGGGGAAGGAGGAGAGGUGGUUGGAGAGGGAGAGGAGGUGGGGCAGGGUCAAGUCAAGAAGCCACUUCACGUGGUGCUUGUGUGUCCUCAGAGGGACCAUGGUCCCCACAUGUGGUGUGGCACAGUCCCCUCCUCCAUUCCCUCGCUUUCCUUCCUCUCAUUGUUCCCUUCCUCUCCUCGCUUCCCUUCCUCUCAUUGUUCCCUUCCUCUCCUCGCUUCCCUUCCUCUCAUUGUUCCCUUCCUCUCCUCGCUUCCCUUCCUCUCAUUGUUCCCUUCCUCUCCUCGCUUCCCUUCCUCUCAUUGUUCCCUUCCUCUCCUCGCUUCCCUUCCUCUCAUUGUUCCCUUCCUCUCCUCGCCUCCCUUCCUCUCAUUGUUCCCUUCCUCUCCUCGCUUCCCUUCCUCUCAUUGUUCCCUUCCUCUCCUCGCUUCCCUUCCUCACCCCCACACUCACUCACAGAUCCCAGGCAACACAGGGUCGAUCAUCCGCACGUGUGCUGCCAUGGCUAUCCCCGGCAACACCGGGUCCAUUGCGCGCACAUGUGCUGCCACGGCCGUUCCGCUGCACCUGGUCAAGGUGGGUGUGAGGGCUGGUAUGGGGCAGUGGGAGGAUAGGACGGGGGCUGGACUAGUGGCCGUCCGUGGUGGUGCCCUCCUUGUGCUCUGGACUAGCACACCCCAUGCACGGCAUCUCCUUGUGCUCCCCUCCCUGCUGCUCCUCCUCUCCCUGCCAUCACUGCAGCCUCUGGGAUUCGACAUCACGGACUCUAAGCUCAAGAGAGCAGGGCUGGACUACUGGCCGUUCGUGGUGGUGAACGUGCAUGACAGCUGGGGGGCGUUCAUGGAGUAUUUCAGGCUGCAGGUGAGCCGUGUUAGCUGCCUUUUGAGCUGA